This is a messenger RNA of Acaromyces ingoldii, 4850 nucleotides long. RefSeq lists its product as hypothetical. Gene Ontology annotation, molecular function: protein-phosphatidylethanolamide deconjugating activity. The record is from RefSeq and is a predicted model, not a curated record. Bases 332 to 4708 code for a protein of 1458 amino acids. NCBI's taxonomy places the organism in Eukaryota, Fungi, Basidiomycota, Exobasidiomycetes, Exobasidiales, Cryptobasidiaceae. The transcript is spliced from 2 exons.
CCACCACUGUCCGCCAUCGAACAAGUUCAUUCCAGGCACGAGACUGGGACUGAGGAGCAACGUCGCUCGACACCCCAAUCUGCAUCACGAUUGGGGGACCGCCGAACCGUUUCAUGACCAUUCGCCUCUCUGAAACAACCUAGCCUAAUUUAAAGGAGUUGCGACAGAUCGCACCACUGUCCGCCAUCGAACAAGUUCAUUCCAGGCACGAGACUGGGACUGAGGAGCAACGUUGUUUCAGUCGAUCACCUCCAUCCACCCUUUACCUUCUUCGUCGGCUCGAUCAACGCGUCUUCUCUUCGUACGUUGAGACACACCGGAGCGGGCCACUAUGGAUGGUGGCGCCGCUGGGGAACGGAGCCAAGGCGGGGCACAUGAACAACAAGAGGAAAGGAGUGACAGGAUAGACGAAAUGUUGGGAUCGUCUCCAGUGUGGGAGCCGCCAUCAACCGCUGCGCCCGUCACUCAGCGCGGAAGCGAUACAUCGCCUUCUUCUUCGCCUCCCGGGCCAGACUCAAGAUCAGUCAGGGAGGAGAGUUUGAGCUCUCAGGAUGGACUUGCACACGACUUUGAGGCCAUUAGCAUCGAACCGCAGCCGUCAGCACCAGCACAUAAAGAUUCAACAAACGCCGCUGACCAGGAUCUCUCAUCAACUCCGCACAUUUCGCCUUCUCUUCACCAAUUGCAGGAACCAUUUGAAGAGGGGCAAGCCGGUGAACGUCUGCCUAGGAGCCAAAGCGGCUCCAGCAUCGCCAGCUCUUCGCAUUCAUCCUACCUCGGAGGUUCCGGGAGGAGGGCGAAGCGGCAGGCCGACGCCACCUCGGGCGAAGGGGCAGCAGGACCGAGCGCUUGGAACAGGGGAUCCAGCCAAAUGGCUUCCAUUUCAUCACCGCCGCCGCAGAGUCCGAGCAAGUCCAAUCGGCCGCGAUCUUCGUCAUUCAACACGCCAUCCCCAUCCUCGUCCCGACCCCAGACAGCGGACGCCAUGUCGCCGCCCUCGUCUUCACUCAAGGAGAGGCCGCGCUCCUCUACGUGGAGAUCACCGAGCGCGGCCGUGUCCAGCAUCGACGAUGCACCGCAGACCACGCCUCGAAGCAGCUUCACGAUGCUGGCAAGGAGCGCUAGCCGGCGAAGUGUGUACUCGGCAUUCAACUUUGUCGACCACUCCGCAGAGCCCAUGCCUUCAUCGUCGACGUCAUCCAGAAUCAACCGCGACGAGCUCCCACCAAGCCCACCUAAGGAAAGGAGGAGGCUGUUCUCUCGCAGCCGGUCUAGCUUGCCCGUGUCAGACGGCUCGAAUGCGACUCGGACGUCGCCCAUGUUGCGAGCGCAGCCCGGAGGCAGUGGUGGCGGUGGAAGCAAUGGGAAAGGCAUUGUGCGGCGCAUCUCGAGCAGGACAUUCUUCGGCAAGGAGCGGGACAGGAGUAAUGACGAAGCAAUGCGAUCGACUGACAGCUUGGCGAGCACUAGCUCAACGGCAAGGCAGGAGACUGGAGCCAAGAAGACAGGUGGGAUGCUUGGCCGAACUGCGACGCUUCCAAAUUGGGCAAAGAAGAAGAAGGGAAACAAGGGCAGCGAUGCUUCCGAGACAAGUGAGGGGCCGCAGGGACUUGCGAGGGCCAGCAUGGAGAGCUAUGCCAGCGUCACAUCUUCGGCCGCCACUGGGCCUCCUCCCCCUCCUCCUGUCUCUGCGUCAUCGCCACCCGAGCCCGAGACGCUGUCUAACUCAAGCAGGAGACUUGGUCUGGGCAUAGCCGAGGAAGAAGAGGAAAGCCAGCAGAGGUCGAAACCUUUGCAUCCACCCAACCUAGACCAGUCCGAAGAGGGCGGCCUUCCUCGGCGCCUCAGCGGUUGGCUGCUGAACAUGAUCGGAAGCGAAGGCGUACAACCAUCACCUGGUCUAUCGGUGUCACCGCCUACACGCCCCGAUACUUCACAGCAAAAGGGCCCUUCCUCGAGCGAUCUCGCCGACACUAACGUCACUUCACCCUCGACGUCUGCUUUGUCGACAAGCCCCACGAGCGGAGCCCGGACGAAGGCAGGUGGUGGCAUUCUGUCGAGUCUUUCGAACACUGGUAGGAAUCGCACAGAUGGAGCGACGGGCGGCGUAGGAAAUUCGGCGAGAAGUGGCCUCGAUCGGGCACUGCGCUACUUUCUCGACUCAGGCGAACAGAAUGACGAUGAGGGCAUAUGGCUCUUGGGAGUGUGGCACGGUCCAAAGACGGACGUGGUGAGCCCUGAGCAACGGCAGCAGCAACAGCAGCAGGUGCAUGGACCAUCGAUUGAGAUCUCUGGGGCUUCACCAAGAGCACCAAAGACGGCUCAACAAGGCGCGUCCAAGGCGACUGUCGGCAGUGAGAGCUCUUCAUCGCCUCUGCAUCAUCACAUGGACCUGGAUGGCGACGAUGAAAGCUCCAACAGCAGCGCGAGGAGGACACGCGAGACGUCGCCCUCGAUUGCGUCGGCGUCCACAGGAGGGAGCCUCGGUCGCAAAGCCAAAAGACCUUCUACACCUGAACCGCAGGUGGAAGUUGACGACGGCAACGAUCACGUCGUCGCUCGCAACCCUCCGACGCCUCAGACCUCGCCCGUACCAGGUCAUUCUCGCAGCAGCAAUGGGACUAGUGCCGGUACCCCUUUCGUCAGCGCACCGACGCGAGGCGCUUCCGCAUCUUCGUCCGUGCACGACAAAACAUUGCCGGCUGGACCGUCAUUCCAGGUCGACUUCUGCUCUCGGGUAUGGUGCACCUACCGUUCGCACUUUGUGCCCAUCGCCCGAGAUGGGUCCAUUUCCUCCCAGGCCGAGAAUGCUGCUGCCGAAGCAGCUCAGCAGGCGGCAGCAAAUGCCGACACGGGUUCUCCAGCAACGCCGAUUGGCGUUCGUACUGGAUGGCUUGGUCGCCGCACGGGAGAGGGCAAUGCAAGUACCGAUGCUCUCGGCGUGAUUGUCUCGCCUUCACAGCAACAGUCUGGGCUUGGCGCAUCAUUGGGCAUCCCCACACCAUCGGGUACCUCUCCGGGCUCCAACAGCGGCGGUGGCAGCCUUGGCGAGAAGAUGGGCAUUCCGAAUCUCUGGGGACGCGCAACGGCCGCAGCGCAGGCCGUCGGGCUGGGAGGCCGAUCCGGUUUGACGACGGAUGCCGGGUGGGGAUGCAUGCUACGAACGGGUCAGAGCGUGCUGGCAAAUGCUCUCAUCGACACGCAUCUGGGCCGAGACUGGCGAAGGCAAAGUGCCGCUCCCGCGCUUUCGAAUGCAGCUCCCUCGAUCGAGGAGGAUCGAGAGGCCCACGACGCUUGGCGGAGGGCAAGGACGGAGUACGCUUCGUAUGUCAGGAUUAUCUCCUGGUUCAUGGACGAGCCCAGCCUGGCGUGCCCCUUUGGCGUCCAUCGCAUGGCCCGAGAGGGCAAGCGACUGGGGAAAGAAGUCGGAGAGUGGUUUGGGCCCAGCACGGCAGCAGGUGCUAUCAAGAAGCUCGUCGACGACUACCCACAUUGCGGCAUUGGCGUCAGUGUCGCCACCGACGGCGCCGUCUACCUCGACCAGGUCAGACAGGCCGCUCAAACGCCUGGCGUAUGGCCAAAGAAGCAGUGGAGCAGACCGGUGCUCAUUCUCAUUGGCAUUCGUCUUGGUCUGGACGGGGUCCAUCCCACUUACUACGAAUCCGUCAAGAAAACGUUCACAUUCCCUCAAUCUGUCGGAAUCGCUGGCGGACGACCAAGUUCGUCGUACUAUUUUGUCGGCUAUCAGGGCGCAAGCCUUUUCUACCUUGAUCCUCAUCAUGUACGAUCAUGCGUUCCGUUCCGCCAUCCACCGCCGUAUGCCGCGACAGAAGAAAAGACGGAAGCGGCAGAGGAGUGGUGGGCGCAUGCGUAUGGUGAGCAGGAGCUGGCCUCGUUUCACUGCGAUCGACCACGACGAAUGCCGAUGAAGAGUCUCGACCCGUCGAUGCUUCUCGGAUUCUUAUGUCAGGACGAGGCGUCGCUCAGCGACCUCGUCCAACGGGUCAAGGAGCUGCCAAAGACGAUCUUUUCCAUCCUCGAGGCCCCUCCCAAAUGGAUGGAAGACGACAUGGACGACGAAGAAGACGAGAGGGCCUUGGAAAGCUUUUCCGAAAGCUCCACCGACGGACGAGACGCGGACGUCGAUAGCAACCUGCACGAUCAGGCAGAGGGAAAAGAGGAAGGGGACGGUGAAAAAGUCGAAAGGGAGACGGAGGACGGUGAAGUUGACUCACCGAUGGAAGAAAACCUUGGCUCCUCGCAUAUGACAGCCACGCCGCGUACGGAGGGCACAUUUGAAUUUGUCAAUGGAGGUGGUCGUUCGGGUGCCUCGCCCCAGAUUUCAAUGCGCAGGCACGACGUGCGACUGGCUUCGAAUGCAUCAAGCAAUCGCACAACAAGGGCAGCAGCCGAUGCGUCGUCUCGGCCGUCGUCUCCCCCGUCGAUGCAACGUUCAGCUUCUUCAUCCACACACCCGCAAGUAGAGCAGUCCCCAAACUUCUCCCAGCAACUACAGCACGAUGAAAGCCUCUCGGGUGCCUAUUCGGUGGUCUCAGACAGCGACGCCGGCUCGACGUGGGAAGAAGUCGACCGACCCGCGGUGCCUUCGUCUCCACCGAGGACCAGAACGCAAGCCACGUUUGGAGGACAGGCACCUUCGUUGGCCGAAUUGGGCAACCACCAUCACCACCAUCAACAGCAACGAUAACUAUAUCAGCAGUAUCAGACUCGCUUCUCUGUAGAGUAUACAUUCGCCAUUCCACUUUACUUUCGAGGAUACCCCCACCUUUCUCUUUCCUCUAUCAGGCACACCAUACCAUUUUCUUUCUUUUUCUCCAAUUGUAUCUCUU